UAGAGAGAGAAAAAAAACUUAUAAUCCCAUUAUAAGCAAAACAAAAAUAAGCAGAAAUGGUGAGAGCUCCUUGCUGUGAAAAGAUGGGACUAAAGAAAGGGCCUUGGAGUCCUGAGGAAGAUCUGAUUUUGAUCUCUUACAUUCAACAGCACGGCCAUGGAAACUGGAGGGCACUCCCCAAACAAGCUGGUCUACUGAGGUGCGGGAAAAGUUGCAGAUUACGUUGGACAAAUUAUUUGAGGCCAGACAUAAAGAGAGGAAAUUUCAGCAAAGAAGAAGAAGAAAUUAUCAUCAAGCUACAUGAAAUGAUGGGGAAUAGAUGGUCUGCUAUUGCAGCAAGAUUGCCUGGUAGAACAGACAAUGAGAUAAAAAAUGUCUGGCACACACACUUGAAGAAAAAGCUCAAAAAUAAUAAGACUUUUGAGGACUCCAACGGACACUCAAUCAUUCAAGAAUGUGAUUCUAAAGCUCCUGAAAAUCCCAAUUCCCCUAGUGAACAAAUUGUUGAUAGUCCACAGCAUUGCUCUAGUGAGAUGUCAUCAGUGACAGAUUUAUCGGAAAAAACGGUUUCUAAGCACGAAGAAAUGGACUAUUCGUCCGAGUAUUUUCCUCACAUCGAUGAGACCUUCUGGUCCGAUGAAUUAUCCACAGACGACAACACAAACGUGCAAUCAUCGAACUUCCCAGCUGCAAAAGAUGAAGUUCAGUUUGGAUUCCCUUCGUCUUCCGAGGAAAUUGAUGCCGGGAUUUCGAAAGUUGAUGAUAGCAUGGACUUUUGGUACAAUGUUUUCAUUAGGGCUGGAGACAUGCCUGAUUUACCAGAAUUUUGAGUGCUGUUUUGGAUAUAAUAUAUAUUUAGGACAGGAUUUUCAAUCAUGGGAUGCUGAUUUUCCAAAGGUGCCAAACAAUGGAAUCAUUUCAUUGACAAACUAAACAAAAAUUAAGCUUGUAGUGAGCAUUUUCUUGUGUGUUUUUGGUCACAUAAAGAAACGAAAAAAAAUAGUGGAAGUUCACAUGAAAGCUUUAAGAGGAAAAAAGGGAUUUGACUUAGAAAUUUGGUUUGUACAAUUUAGAUUUUAAGGAUUAAAAGGGUAGAAAAAUAGUAGACUAUGAGACAAAAUCCUAAUAAGUUUGCUUCUAACCCCUGUUUUUCAAGUGUAAGUUCAAUGUUUCUUGAUUAGCCUUUGUUGACAAUUGUGUAACUUUGAUGAAAAUGACGGUCUUGAUUAUGAAAAUUUGGGAUGCAA
This is a messenger RNA of Olea europaea var. sylvestris, 1247 nucleotides long. RefSeq names its product transcription factor MYB4-like. Bases 57 to 830 code for a protein of 257 amino acids. The record is from RefSeq and is a predicted model, not a curated record. The transcript is spliced from 3 exons. NCBI's taxonomy places the organism in Eukaryota, Viridiplantae, Streptophyta, Magnoliopsida, Lamiales, Oleaceae.